AUGGAGAAUAAUUUCUGUUUGAAAGCUUUUCUCCUUCUCGGUGUAGAUCCUAACCGCCCUAUAAGAAAAUGGUUUGUUACUUUCAACAACUUGUUAGCAGCAUGGAUUAUGUCUCUAUCUAUAUUCAAGUGUUAUCUCGAUAGAAAUCUAGAAAAUAUAGAACCAAUAAGUUUAAUUAUUAUGAUAUUUGUUAAAUAUUUUUCGCUUGCUUUUGGUGCCAAAACGGCCAAACAAAUUCUGGAAUCCAAGGAACAAUUUUGGGAAGUCGAUAUUGUUGAUGACGAAAUAACGUAUUUAAUUCAAUAUAUGAAAGCAAUAGAAAAAUGGUAUGAAAGUUCCGUAAUUGUCGGCGCAUGUAUAUAUACAGUACUCCCCUUACUUUCGAUACACUCUUCUGUGUUUAACUGCAUUAUACCUCAUUAUAUACCGUUUCCAUUAUUUUAUAUCGUCGAAAUUUACAUAAUUAUAGUUAGCUCGUUUGUCUUUGUUUAUUUCAAUAUAUUUGUAUGUUCUCUCAUAGUUUCGGCUACUAUUCAAUUUAGACUAGUAAAUUUGAAAAUUAGGGAUCACAAUCUUAAAGAUAUUGAAAAUAACCGGGAUGUUGAAGUGUAUGUUCGGAACAUGAAGAAGAUAAUCAAACAUCAACAGUUACUUAUGAGGUACGUCGACGAUUUAAAUACAGUAUUCAGUGCGCCA
Anoplophora glabripennis (Asian longhorned beetle) is the source of this 696-nucleotide messenger RNA. RefSeq lists its product as uncharacterized. Gene Ontology annotation, molecular function: odorant binding; olfactory receptor activity. Lineage: Eukaryota; Metazoa; Arthropoda; Insecta; Coleoptera; Cerambycidae. Gene Ontology annotation, biological process: sensory perception of smell; detection of chemical stimulus involved in sensory perception of smell. Gene Ontology annotation, cellular component: plasma membrane. The record is from RefSeq and is a predicted model, not a curated record. The transcript is spliced from 3 exons. The annotation marks the transcript as partial.